CCUUUCCUCCUCCCCGCCCCACCAACACUCCAACCCACACCACCAGCCACACCAUCUCCCACUCGUACGCAGCCAAAUCCGCCUCCCAUCCAGCGCCCGCCCACCACAGUUCCAGUGAGUUCGAGCGAGGUAAGCUUAGAUCUGAGCGAGUUCUCGCGCGUCGCAGGUAAAGUUCACUCUCGGCCCUCUUCUUCCCUCUUGUUUUCUUGGUCUGGUUUUCGCCUUCAUCGAGCAGACAGCGAGAGACCCGGGGCCUUUUCGAUCCUGGGCUUCAGAUCUGCUAUUUCUUGUUCUGUUUGGGUUUUAGCAGUCUAGGUUGCUAGUUCGGUAGCCAAGAGAGGUUCUUUUUCCACACCUCCCUUGUGCAAGUUCGUGUGCAGAUCUACCACCGGAGGCCAUCUGUUUUUACUGUGGCUGUUGGGUUCUGCCUGUUUUGUUCUUGGUUUGCUAGAGAGAGAGAAAAAAACAAAAAAAAGAGUUUUUCUUCAGAUCUGCUAUAGUCUAGAUGGCUGCCGUUAUAGAUCUGUCCGGGGAGGAGCUGAUGAGAGCACUCGAGCCUUUUAUCCGGGAUGCCUCUGCUCCUCACGAAUCCAGUCCGCUUCUCCAACACCACCACCCUCUCAGCCCCACUUCGCCGUUCUCUUUCCACCACGCCGCCGCCUACGGUAGGUACCCGUUCGCCGGAACCGAGGGGGCGGGCCAGCUGAGCCCGGCCCAGAUGCAGUACAUCCAGGCCCGCCUCCACCUGCAGCGCCAGACGCAGUCCUCUGUCCUGGCCCCGCGGGCCCAGCCCAUGAAGGUCUCGUCGGCGGCCCCGACCCCGCCGCGGCCGCAGAAGCUGUACCGCGGCGUGCGGCAGCGCCACUGGGGCAAGUGGGUGGCGGAGAUCCGCCUCCCGCGCAACCGCACCCGCCUCUGGCUCGGCACCUUCGACACCGCCGAGGAGGCGGCGCUCGCCUACGACCAGGCCGCGUACCGCCUCCGCGGCGACGCGGCGCGCCUCAACUUCCCCGACAACGCCGCCUCCCGCGGCCCGCUCCACGCCUCCGUCGACGCCAAGCUCCAGCAGCUCUGCCAGAGCAUCGCCGCAUCCAAGAAGGGCGCCAAGAAGUCCGCUCCCGCCGCCGCAGCCGCCACGUCCUCCGCCUCCGCCCCCACCAGCAACUGCUCCUCGCCGUCCUCCGACGACGCGUCCUCGUCCUGCCUCGAGUCCGCCGCCGAGUCCUCGUGCCCCUCCCCGUCGCCGUCCGCCUCCCCCGAGUCGGCGGUGCCGGAGAUGCAGCAGCUGGACUUCAGCGAGGCGCCGUGGGACGAGGCCGCCGGCUUCGCCCUCACCAAGUACCCGUCGUACGAGAUCGACUGGGACUCCCUCCUCGCCGCCAAUUAACCACCUUCUUGGCUCCUUACUACUACUAUUAUUACUACAGCAGCAGAGGCUUAACGGCCGUCGCGCAGAUGGUAUUUUUGACAUCUCGCGCGGGCACUAGUGGAUUAUUAGCUCUAAACCCGUUCGUUUUGUGUAGAUGUUUCAGGAUUCGUUUUUGGUGUUGGUGUCAGUCAGUUGUAGAUGUCUGUUAGGUUCUGGUUCCCGGAGGGGAGAACCAGCCGAUGGGAGGCCGGCGUUUUUGUGUCCGGCGUCUCCCGGUGGUCGGUCGGUCACUGGUCAGUGGCUCCGGCCGGUCAAGUGUCCAUUGUUGUAGCUCUGUUUCUUGGUAGGUGCUGCUGCUGCUCUUGCUGUUCUACGGGUUGUAUGAGCAGCAGAGCAAGAUGUGAUAUUGUUAUUAGUAUGGUGUAAAAUCAGCUCGCGGUGUCGAGGACCUGUAAUCUGAUGAACUAUUAUUGUUAGUGCUAUAUAUUAUCUGUCUGUAAAAA
This is a messenger RNA of Panicum hallii, 1872 nucleotides long. Its product is annotated as ethylene-responsive transcription factor ERF060-like. The record is from RefSeq and is a predicted model, not a curated record. Gene Ontology annotation, biological process: regulation of DNA-templated transcription. Gene Ontology annotation, molecular function: DNA binding; DNA-binding transcription factor activity. The transcript has a single exon. The coding region runs from base 506 to 1387 and encodes 293 amino acids. Lineage: Eukaryota; Viridiplantae; Streptophyta; Magnoliopsida; Poales; Poaceae.